Morone saxatilis (striped sea-bass) is the source of this 1413-nucleotide messenger RNA. RefSeq names its product F-BAR and double SH3 domains protein 2-like. Gene Ontology annotation, cellular component: recycling endosome; neuromuscular junction. Gene Ontology annotation, biological process: neuromuscular synaptic transmission; regulation of actin filament polymerization. The transcript has 14 exons. Lineage: Eukaryota; Metazoa; Chordata; Actinopteri; Moronidae. The coding region runs from base 1 to 1413 and encodes 470 amino acids. The record is from RefSeq and is a predicted model, not a curated record.
AUGAAGAAAUCAGAGAAAGACCGCAGCGAGAAAGCUCUGCAGAAGUUAGCGAGCCAGUACCUAAAGAGAGACUGGCCCGGAAUCAACCCUGAUGACCAGAGAACAGACUAUAGGAAUGUGUAUGCAGUGUGGAGGUCCUACUUAGAAGGUACGGUGCAGGUAAGCCAGUCCAGGCUCAACGUGUGUGAUAACUACAAAAGCCAAGUAUCAGAGCCUGCUAAGACUGUUAGACUCUACAAGGAGCAGCAGCUCAAAAAGACCAUAGAUCAGUUGAGCGGCAUUCAAGCCGAGCUGCAGGAGUCGGUGAAAGAGUUGGCCAAAGCCAAGAAAAAAUACUACGACUGUGAGCAGGUUGCCCACGCUGUACGAGAGAAGGCUGACAUAGAGGCCAAGUCCAAACUGGGUCUUUUUCAGUCAAGAAUUAGUUUACAGAAAGCAAGUGUGAAGUUGAAAGCUAAGAGAAGUGACUGUAACUCCAAGGCAACACAGGCCAGGAACGACUACUUGCUAACGCUAGCUGCUGCCAACGCUCACCAUGACCGGUACUACCAUACAGAUCUACUGCACUGCAUACAGGCCUUGGAUGGCAGGAUCUAUGAGCAUGUGAAAGACUACCUGGUAGCACUUUGUCGUACCGAGCUAGAAGCCUCCCAAGCCACACACAACACCUUCCAGUUCCUGUUGGACAAAUCCACCAGGAUAAUACAAGAGUUCAACCAGCAGAUGUUCAUGCAGGAGAACCCAGUGUUUCACAAAGCACACGACUUCCAGUUCCAGCCCAGCGAAUGUGACACGAGUCGUCAGCUGGAGUCAGAGACAGGGACGACGGAGGAGCACAGUCUGAACAAGGAGGCCAGGAAGUGGGCAACCAGAGUGGCCAGGGAACACAAGAACAUCAUACAUUACAAGAGAUGUCUGGAGGAGUGUGAGAGCCAUGGCUUGCCGCCCACAGAGCAAGGCAGACUAGAUCUGGAGAUGAAGAUAGAAGACACCAAAGAAAACAUGCGCAAAGCUGAGACAAUAAAGUUGAAAGCUGAGGCUCGGUUGGACCUUCUGCGGCAAGUGGGGGUUGCUGUGGAUACCUGGCUAAAGAGCGCCAUGAACCAGGUGAUGGAGGAGCUGGAGAAUGAACGCUGGGCCAGCUACACUUCCCACGAUCCCUCACUGUCGGGCACAGUGGACUUGGACCGUGAGGAGGGAGAAGAGUGUGAAGAGAAUAUGGAGGUUUUUGACGACAGCAGCUCUAGUCCUUCGGGAACCCUCCGAAACUAUCCUCUAACCUGCAAAGUCCUGUACUCGUAUAAGUUAGCCAUGAGCCGAGUCAAGACUGCCAAGAAGGCUUGUCAGACACCUAUAGGUGACAUCACGGAGACUACCGUCAGGCCAAGGUUCAAUGAAUGUUUGGGCCUGUAA